AUGCCUGGUGGAAAGGGAAAGUCUAUCGGUGGAAAGGGCGGGAAGGGCGACGCUGCGGGGAAGGCCCAGAAGUCUCACAGUGCAAAGGCUGGUCUGCAGUUCCCCUGUGGUCGUGUCAAGCGUUUCUUGAAGAACAACACCCAAAACAAGAUGCGUGUUGGUGCUAAGGCCGCGGUCUACGUGACGGCCGUCCUCGAGUACCUGACCGCCGAAGUGCUAGAGUUGGCAGGCAACGCUGCCAAGGACCUGAAGGUCAAGCGUAUCACGCCCCGACACUUGCAGCUCGCCAUCCGUGGUGACGAAGAGCUGGACACCCUCAUCCGCGCCACCAUUGCGUUCGGUGGUGUCCUGCCGCGCAUCAACCGUGCACUGUUGCUCAAGGUCGAGCAGAAGAAGAAGGGCAAGCCCGAGUUCUAG
Molecule: messenger RNA, 417 nt
Organism: Penicillium alfredii
Lineage: Eukaryota; Fungi; Ascomycota; Eurotiomycetes; Eurotiales; Aspergillaceae
Gene: htz1
Product: histone H2AZ
Exons: 3
Coding region: 1-417 (138 amino acids)
Cellular component (GO): nucleosome
Molecular function (GO): structural constituent of chromatin; protein heterodimerization activity; DNA binding
Source: RefSeq, a predicted model, not a curated record